Molecule: messenger RNA, 748 nt
Organism: Anolis sagrei ordinatus
Lineage: Eukaryota; Metazoa; Chordata; Lepidosauria; Squamata; Anolidae
Gene: MYL2
Product: myosin light chain 2
Biological process (GO): cardiac muscle contraction; heart development; muscle cell fate specification
Cellular component (GO): myofibril; cytoplasm
Molecular function (GO): calcium ion binding
Source: RefSeq, a predicted model, not a curated record
AGCCCAAGUCACAGGGGCACCCGCUGAUAGUUUUCUCUUCGGACAGCAAUACCAGUUGGACACCUUGGUCUUUGAUAUGGCACCCAAGAAAGCGAAGAAGAGAGCAGAAGGGGCCAACUCCAACGUCUUUUCCAUGUUUGAACAGGCACAGAUCCAGGAGUUCAAAGAGGCCUUCACCAUCAUGGAUCAAAACCGGGAUGGCUUCAUCGACAAAGCAGACCUAAGAGAUACAUUUGCUGCAUUAGGACGCCUGAAUGUGAAGAACGAAGAACUAGACGACAUGAUCAAAGAAGCACCUGGACCAAUCAACUUCACUGUGUUCCUGACCAUGUUUGGAGAGAAACUCAAAGGAGCUGAUCCAGAGGAAACUAUCCUGAAUGCCUUCAAAGUGUUUGAUCCAGAGGGCAAAGGAUUAAAGGCAAACUACAUUAAAGAGAUGCUCAUGACACAAGGAGAGCGGUUUUCAAAGGAGGAGGUUGACCAAAUGUUUGCCGCUUUCCCACCAGAUGUGACUGGCAACCUGGAUUAUAAAAACUUGGUCCAUAUCAUCACACACGGAGAAGAAAAGGAUUGAAGUAGUUGCCAAGAUGUUCCUUAGCAGAGCACUUUUCUCGACAGCCUUUUCUGGUUGUUCCUAUCCAGGCUAGCUGGGAUGUUGGUGUGUGCUUCCCAACCAUUAUCACCUUCCUGGUGUCUCAUUCCCCUCAUCCAUCCUCCGUAUUUGGAGAAACAUAUUUUAAAAACUGUA